UAAAAGCUAGCUGAAAUAAAUUUCUUUAAAUUUUUGUGCUGAAAUACCUCUUGAAUAAUGUCUAGAACUAUUAAAUAUGUAUAUAAUGACUAUUUACUGGAACAAGCUGACAGAAAUCCGGCAGUUAAAGGUAGGGCCUCCUUGACUCACAAUCUCAUACAGUCUUAUGGGCUUUUAACACAAAUGGAAAGAAUUCGACCCAUAUUGGCCAACACUGCAGAUUUAAGAGGCUUUCAUACACCUGACUAUGUCAAACAGUUAAAUAACUAUGAGGAUUUUAGUAAAACACAUUCCAAUGAAAUCGAUGAUUCAUUAAAGGAAGAAGAGGACAAUGGUGAAUGCAAUUUAUCCGAUUGUCAUGGCUUAUCUUAUGAUUGUCCUCCUUGGCCAGGGGUCAAAGAUUAUGUUUGUGCAAUAGCGGGUGCUACUAUGACAGCCUGUGAUGUCCUAAACAAACAUAAAAAUGAAGUAAUUAUAAAUUGGUGUGGUGGCUGGCAUCAUGCAGAAAAAGACAAAGCGGCAGGAUUUUGUUAUGUCAAUGACAUAGUCUUGGGUAUAUUGGUGUUGACCACUAAGUUUCGCAGAAUUUUAUAUUUGGAUUUGGAUAAUCAUCAUGGUGAUGGUGUGGCCAACACCUUUGCUGCUACAAAACGAGUACUUUGCCUUUCUUUUCAUCAGUAUGAAUGUGGUUAUUACCCCGGCAGUGGUAGUUGUCAGGAUAAGGGCAGCGGCAAUGGUUUGGGUUAUAAUAUAAAUUUUCCUUACAAACGAGGUAUCACUGGAGACAAGUAUACGAAAUAUUUUAAAAGAAUCUUUUCGCUUGUUUUCGAUACCUAUCAACCCAAUGUUUGUGUAAUACAAUGUGGUGCCGAUGUCAUAGUGGGAGAUCCCUUGGGUGGCACAAAUUUAGUGCCCCAAGAUUUAAUUGAAUGCAUACAAUUUGUGUUGAAUUAUGAAAUGCCCUGUGUUCUCCUAGGAGGUGGUGGCUAUAACUUGCCAAAUGCCAGUCGAUAUUGGUGCCAGUUAACAGCGGCCAUCUGCGGUCAAACAUUAGAUGAGGACAUACCCUCUGACAAUGCCAACUUUUUGAGAUAUGGACCAGACUAUUGUCUACAUAUUAAGAAAGUGCCAACGUUAAGGGAUGAAAACAAAGUGGAAUAUCUGGAGCAGCAGGCUUGUGCUGUAGAAGAAAAUCUGAAACUCUACAAAGUAUAUCCAGUCUAAGUUUAUAUACACCCGCCAGCCGCAUAAUAGAAAAACUCAUCUUAGACCCCAGAUAGGUUCCAAAGUUAAAGCAAACAAAAAACAAUUGCUGUCUGUUUGUUUUAUCUUAAAUUUAUUAUGAAGUAUUUUUAGUUAGCGUUAAAGGUUUAUACAAUUUUCAGUUUUUGUUUUGUAGUUGAGAG
Stomoxys calcitrans (stable fly) is the source of this 1406-nucleotide messenger RNA. RefSeq names its product histone deacetylase 8-like. Lineage: Eukaryota; Metazoa; Arthropoda; Insecta; Diptera; Muscidae. The coding region runs from base 58 to 1224 and encodes 388 amino acids. The transcript has 5 exons. The record is from RefSeq and is a predicted model, not a curated record. Gene Ontology annotation, molecular function: histone deacetylase activity.